Molecule: messenger RNA, 708 nt
Organism: Pteronotus mesoamericanus
Lineage: Eukaryota; Metazoa; Chordata; Mammalia; Chiroptera; Mormoopidae
Exons: 2
Coding region: 1-708 (235 amino acids)
Source: RefSeq, a predicted model, not a curated record
AUGUCGGGGAUCGCCUCAGGAGCACGACCAACGGCGCCGGCGGCCCGAGUCGCCCAGCCGCGUCUCUGCCGCGGGAGGCCGGGGAGCGCUGCUCACCUUGGAGGAACCAGGAGGGCCGCGGUCGAGCGAGGUGCACCCGCGGGCCGGCGGCCGGGAGUCCGCCGAGCCGGGAGGAAGUGCGGCGCGGGCAACGAAGUCGCCCGCUGCGGCCAGCAAGAGCUCGCCGCCGACCCGCUCGGGGGCACCUCAGCAGGCUUGCCGAGACCGCGCCGCCCCUCAGCCUCUCCGCAUAUCCGGGUCCCGCUCCGCCACACUCACCUGCCUGGCGCUCCGCUGCCGCCGCCUCCGACGCCGGCUCCAAGCUCCGGGUGCGCGGUCAGCAGCCCAGACCACCGCGAUUGCCCAGCUGCGGGGCCCCCAUCCCGCCUCUCUCAGUUACCGCACGCUUGCCCCGCACGGCGCUACACCAUGCCGCCGCCGCCGCCGCCGCCGCCGCCGCACCGACCGACGGAGUACGCGCGCGUUGCUUCUAUGGUCGCGCGCGCGCGCGCGCGCGUGCGCGACAACCGCGCCGGCCUCCCUGCAGCCGUCAUCCCGCCCCGCGCGCGGGUCAGGCCAAUCCCCGACCCGGCAGCUCCUGCCGCAGACCUACGGGACGGGCCAGGCGGGGCCGGGAGAGAAGCCACUCUGCCCGCUAGUCCUCUCUAG